Molecule: messenger RNA, 9706 nt
Organism: Paramecium octaurelia
Lineage: Eukaryota; Ciliophora; Oligohymenophorea; Peniculida; Parameciidae
Source: the annotation of a GenBank genome assembly
AUGAAUUAAUCUGGACAAUGUGUACAAUAAUGUCCUAUGGAUUGUUUAACUUGCAAUGUUAAUACUUGUUUAACUUGUAAUAGUAAUAGAGUCUUAUUAAAUGGAAGGUGUGUUUGUGCUUUACCUGAUAAUACAAGAUUUUGCAGAGCCUCUUGUUCGGAUAUUAAUUUUGGAAAAUUAGCUGCAUCUUUGACAUCUCCAAGUUCUAAUAUUCUACUCUCAAAGUUAAAUUCAAACUCAUUAUCUCCUUCUACUAUAGUUAUGGAUACGAUUAUUGAUUCUUCCAUUUCUUGUUCCCUUAUAAGUUCGCUAUAAUAGGGUAUUAUUUCAACUGAUAAAAAUAAUUACAAUUCUCUAUUGUUCAAGCCUUAAGAAAUUCAGAUUGACCAAAGUCCUUUUGGCAAUCAAGCUUCGUAUUUUAAUUUUGUUAAGGAUAAUGUUCGAUAUUUACUCUUUUAAAAAGAUGCUACUACCCUAAAUUUAAGAAUGCAAUACUAAUUUGCUACAGUGGCAAACAAUGAAAAUAUUCAAAUUAACGCAGUACCUAAAUCAUCUCUUAAUUAAUAAAUUAUAACAUUUAAUGUUGAUAGCACAGAUACUGUUGUAUUAGUGUUCACUUAUAAUAUUAAUGAUCCUCCAACUAUUACAAGUUCCAUUAUAAAUAAAAUUUAUUAAUUAAAUAUCCAAUUGAGUUCAUCUUAACCAGUUAUUCUAUUAACAGAAUUCUAUGUUAGCAGUGCAACCUUUAGCGCUGCUACAAAUGCAUAGUUAAUAACUGUAGCAAACUAUAUAGGCCAAUUAUAUUGGUAGGGCAUAGCAUUCGAAUGCACUCCUCAUCCUAAGAAUACCAAAUAAAUCUUUUGGGAAAAUCAUCAAUUUUUACUUGAAGUUAUACCAACUAAUUUAUUGCCAUUAAAAGUAACAGAUGGUUCCAAUUAUAUUUCAACAGCACUGUCUUCGAGUAAAUUCACUGGAAAUAGUGCAUUGAUUCAACUAAAUAAUGUAGAUAUUAAUUAUUAGACUACAUCUAUAUAAUAUGAUAGUAGUGGAUUUUCAUAUUUUACUGUCUAAUUUCCAGAAAUAUUAGUAUUUGGAUUGCAUAUGCUAUCAUAAUUCAUAUUCAGCUAAUUUACAAUUUAGCAUUUUAUUACUACUGGAUAUUAAAUUAACACAUAAUAGCUUACAUAUACAAGCAAUAAUUAUUAAUUUGUUGGCUAUAUGGUUGAUAUUUAUGGUACAACAUCUGUUAAGACUUUGAUAUUCGGUUUCAAUUAAGGACACACAUUUAAUGUAGUUUAAAAUGCAAAUAAUGUUUUGAUAACUGUGAGUGGAGCUAAUGUCAAAUAGAUUAAUUUUGCAGUUAUGGCUUUUGAUGAUACACUAAUUAAUAAUUCAUAUCAAACCAUUUUUGAAUAAUACAUCUAAUUGUUAAUAAAGUCAAUUGAAUUAUCUACUAGAACACCAUUACGAUUUGUCAAUCAAUAUUGGAAAUUGAAUCCUAUAUCAAUACCUGGGACAAUUGAGGCUUUAACUGAAUAAAUAGGAGGAUACUUUAUAAAUAAGGGAACAAAUGCAAUAAAUACUAAAUUUCCAUUUGAUAUCUCUCAUAAGAUCAGCACAAAUCUUAAAUAAAAUAUUAUCUAUACUAAUGGAUAUUUAGUAAAUGGAGAUUCAGCCUUUGGUAAGUUAACUAAGUACUUUACAUAAGCGAAUGAGAAGUUUGUUUUAGGAGCAUAAUUAAAUAAUAUUCAGUAUAUUUCAAUUUCAAUGGCUUCAACAGAUACAUUUGUAUCAUGUUCAUAAUCAGAAACUUUGUAUAAAGAAAUCUAUGCUUAUGUAAGCUUGUGUAAGAGGACUGAAACUUAAGUUUAUUAAAUAUUUAUCAUCAAUUUGAAUGAAUAUGAUGGCUCUAUUGUAUUAUCGUAAAGCAGUACUGAGGUUAAGAUAAGCAAUAUUCAAAAAAUCAGAUAAUUAUAUUACUUAAUGGUCGUAUCUAAAAGUUCUAACAAUCUGAAUACUUAGGCUAUCAUUUAGGAUAUUUAUCAAGGAAUCCUAAAGUCUACUGGAUAUUUUGGAUUUGAUUUUCAGUGUUUAGCCUACAAUAACGAUCUUUAAUGUGAAACUUAUAGAACUGGAUACAAGACAUCAAUGAACAAUGAAUUUGAUACAGCAUAGAAUUUAGUUACUGAUGUUUAAAAUAUGAAUGGUAAGAAAUGCAAUUACUUUAAUUUUGACAAUGCUGCAACAAUUCUCAAAAAUAAUAAAAAUACUGUAAAUACACUGGUGACUACUCAAAUUUUAAAUUUCAUAUAACCAACAGUGAAGGAUUACUAUUUUUAAUAUGAUGCUUUGGAGAUUGGGAGAUUGACAUCAUCUGCUAAGCCAAAUGAAUACCUGCUUGCUCCAAAGGCUGGACAACAAGAAGUUUAGAUGAUAACCCCUACAUUUUUUGGUGCUCAAUCACAAAUUUACUAAUAUAUUAAGAACAUGUUGUCAGUGACUUUAAUUGAAACGAAUAUUGAUCAGAUUAUUAUUGAAAAUAAGCUUGCCAAUAAUAAUCGAGGGUAGAUGAAGUCAAUUUCCUAUUAUUUCAGUAAUUACGGUGUAGUAUAUAAUUCAGUUUGUGUUACCACUUACGACACUUAAAUCUUUCCAAAUACUUUUGAAUGUUUCUUAAGACCUUUGAAUUCAGAUUUUGAUACUAUUGAUAUGCAGUUGACUUCUCCUCUGCAAAGUUUAACAUACAAGAUAAAUCAGAAAAAUAACAUUAUGUUAGUAUACAUGCUAUUAGCUGAUUUCGGACAGACCCCCACUCCAGAGACCAAGAUUUAAUCAAUUAGUCAAUAGAUAUACGAAUAAGUUUUGAAUUCAGUUUAAAAUGAUCAAUGUAAAUGUUGGGGUAGAUACAGAUAAAAGGAGAAUAAUUGUAGGUGUUAAGAUGGUUAUUAUCCACCAGCAGAUACGGCAUUUGGAUUACUUGAUUGCCAACCUUGUGAUUAUAAGUGUCUAACUUGUUAGUUCUCUAAAACAUAAUGCAUUAGUUGUCCAGUGAAUUCAAAUAGAGUCUUAGACCUUACUUUAUUUACUUGUGAAUGCAAAACAGGUUAUUUGGAAUUAGGUGUUAUUUUAUGUAGUCCAUGUAACUAUACUUGUGGAAAAUGCAGUGCAUUACCUGAAAAAUGUACUGAAUGCGAUAUUCUGCAACAUAGAACUUGGGAUAGUACUAACUUUCUAUGUCCUUGUAAUGAUGGUUAUUAUGAUGAUGGAGUCAAUUCACUUUGUGCAAAUUGUGAUCAUAGUUGUAGUAAAUGUACUUAAGCAGGUAAAGUAUGUUAAGCUUGUGUAUUAUCUGUUUUUAGAACUCAAUAACCAGAUAAUACAUGUCCAUGUGAUCCUGGAUAUUAUGAUGAUGGUCUUCAUUCUUUAUGUUAACCAUGUGAUUACACUUGUUCUACAUGUGUAGAUACAGCAACUAAAUGCACUGGAUGUAAACUUAACUCCCAUAGAACAUUGUCUAAUAAUGAAUGCAUUUGUGACGCUCAUUAUUUUCAUGUCAAUCUAACAUGGGAUUGUUAAUAAUGUUCAAUUUAUUGUAAUGAUUGCACAGGGUCAGCUAGAAACCAAUGUACUAAUUGCCAAGCAAUCUAGAAUAGAGAAUUAGUAGGUACAAAUUGUGAAUGCAAAAUUGGAUUCUUUAAGGACGCUUUAGAUUCAGCUACUUGUCCUCCUUGUGAUUAUUCAUGUAAGAGUUGCAGUAUGACGAGCAAUCAAUGUUUGAGUUGUGAUUUGGUUAAUAAUAGACUUUAUGAUUCAUUUAAUAAGAUUUGUAAUUGCAAGGAAGGUUACUUUGAUGACGGUGUAAGUGGAGCCUGCUAACAAUGUUCAUACAGAUGUAAGACUUGUGUCAAUAAUGCUAAUUAAUGUUUGAGUUGUCCCUUAAAUACGAAUAGGAAAUUUGAUGCUGUCACUAACACAUGUAAAUGUUAACCAUCUUUUUCUGACACAGGAGUAGCUGUUUGCAUGAAAUGUCAUGCGAGUUGUUAGGAAUGUUAAACUACAACAACCACUUGUAUAUCGUGCAACAUUAAUAAAACAUUUAGAAUUGACAACAGUGCCUUAAAUAAUACUUGUCCUUGUCAAUCUGGCUAUUUUGAUGAUGGAAUGAAUAUGGUUUGCAAAUUGUGCCAUCCUCAAUGUAACACUUGUUCUAGUUUUUCUGUCUGCACCUCAUGUAAUACUCUUUAUGGAAGAAUCGAUAAAAGUAAUAUCAAUAACACUUGUCCUUGUAAUGACGGGUUCUUUGAUGACAACAUCAAUAAACAAUGUUAGAUUUGCAAUUACAGUUGCUAAACAUGCAUUGAAAAGAAUACAAAAUGUGUUUCAUGUAAUACUACUGGAACCUAGAGAUCAAAGUCUUUGGAUUCUUGUCCUUGCAAUGUAGGAUACUAUGACGAUGGAACUGUGACUUGUCAACCUUGUAACUUUAAAUGUCUUACUUGCAAAUAGAAUAGUGUUUCAUGUACUUCAUGUCCAUCAAGCAGACAAGGCUCAGAUUGCUCAUGUAAGAUUGGCUAUAUAGAAACUGGAGUCAAAGAUUGUCUCGCGUGUCAAUUUAAAUGUGGACUCUGCACUUUGGCUGAUUUAAAUACAUGUUUAUCCUGCAACUUGAAUAGAAUCAAUCCUCCUGCUUGUGACUGUGACACUAGUUAUUAUGAGUUAGAUAACAAAUGUUUGCCUUGUCCAAAUUAAUGUCUCUCUUGUGAUGUCACCACCACUUGUUUCACAUGUAAAGGUGACAGACUCAAUAAUCCUAUUUGCAAUUGUCCAGAUGGCUAUUAUGAAGAUGGAGUCUCCUUAAAUUGCUAGCCCUGUUAUGGAUUCUGUGCCACUUGUAACAUAGAUAAGUGCAUGACUUGUUAAGGAAAUAGAAUCUUGAAACCAAAAUAAUGUGAUUGUCCUGAAAACUCUAUCAGCCAUCUCAACACUCCCUUUUGUUCCAAUUGUCAAGUAGCUGUCAUCUAAGCCUAAUUCACUAGUGAUUUAAGCAUCAUUUACAUCACCUUUCCAUUCAAUGUACAAUUUCCAUCAGUCAAGAAGUUUUCUUCUUCAUAAGCUUGUUAAUUGACAUUCUCAACCAGUACUUAUUAGGCUCUAGGAUAUUCUCCAUUAUGUUCAAUUACUCAAGGUAACACACUUCAAAUUGAAUUAUCCGAGGGAAGUAGUAUAACUAUUGAUUUCUAAAUUGAAUUCAAGGAUGAUUUUAUCACGAAAACUGGAUGCAGUGAUACAUUAAGCAAAUUUAUUUUGUCAAGCUUCACGUACAAUUCAGUCUAACUGAAUCCUCAAUUUGAACUCUCCUCUUAUAGUGAUCAAAUCACCAUCUGUUAGGAUAUCCAAAUCAAUAUUCUCAAUAAGUAAGUGGAUGGAAAGAGAGACUUCACAGAAGUUAUUUGGACAAUUGUUAAUAUGAAUCCAUCAAUAUAAUCAGUGGCUUAAUAUCUAUCUUAACUAUUGGCAGAGGCUAAUUCUAAAAAUUAUCAAUCAAUUAAUAUUGCUGCUCUUUCACUUAGUGAAUAUGGCACAUAUGUGAUUUAACUGAAGGCUAAAAAUUUCAGAGGAUAAACUUAUACUGCUCAAACAACCAUAUAAACUGCAUCAUAUGAGUCACCAAUUAUUAAAUUAGAUUCAAAUUAAUAGUUUAUCUUCGGAAGAUGGGAAGACUUAUCGUUUACAAUCUAGCUCAAACAUUUAUCAUGCUACUCAGAUAAAGUAAUUGAAGUCUUUGAUGCUUUAAGAGUUAAUUGGACUGAAGUCGCCAAGACACCAAAUGAAACAGUUAGUAUUCUCAAAGAAUCAGUCAUCUCUGAAACAGAUGGCAUGACAUUUUUAAACACUUUGUUGAUUCCAGCAUAUACAGCUGUCAUUGGAUCAACUUAUACCUUAAGUGUGACAGUAUCAUUGACUAAUAAACCAAUCAAGACAUCACUUCAAUUUACAAUAACAAUAAUUAGUAGUCCCAUGCAGGCCUAUAUCCAAGGUGGAACAAGAACUUAAUCUUUCAAUGAUUAUGCAGUUCUGAAUGGGUUCUGUCGAGAUCCUGAUCUUGAUUUCCCAUGGAAUAAAGAUCCAGAUAUUACAUUCAAUUGGAAAUGUAUCAAUCUAGCCACUGGUGCAAGUUGCACAGAUUCAAAUAAAGAACUCCUAGAAUUAAACGUAACUGAGUCAAUCCAGACAUUUAAGCCUAGAGUUCUAGAUCCUUAUUAGCCACUUUAAUUUGUUAUGAGAAAUACAAAGCAUUCAACUAUUUUGAUUACUUAAAUUAUUCUGUUAGUCAUUGAAAAUGAUUUACCUAAUAUUUAAGUAAGUUACCCGUCAGGAUAUGAUAGCAGAUAAAUCUUAUUGCAUGAAGAACUCAAUUUUACAUUAGAUACAACCGUUGAUCCUGAUUCAUUAAAGUACUUUUGUUAAAUUGUAUAUAAUUACAACAUUGUGGCUUCCUUUACAUUUAAGUUCCUAUAAGUCAAGUUUCGUAUUUGGGAUUAUUGGGAGGAUACUGAUCAAUCAAUUAAUGCAAUUUAAAUUAAAAUGGCUGCCAAAGAUGUCUAUCAUUUCAUGCCUUCAAGUACUUCGGUUAAUUUAUAAUUGAAUAUACCUCCUGAAAAUUGUAGAUUUUCUGUAACUCCAUCUACUGGAACAUCUAUUACUGAUCUAUUUGUAUUAUCAGUUACUAAUUGCUUUGACUUUUAACUUCCUUUAUAAUAUCAAUUUCAUAUUUAUUCUAGUUAGAAAACAUUAGAUAAUGAUAACUUAAUAGGAGAAACAAUAAAUAAAAAAUCAAUAACAGAUAAAUAAUCAAGUUCUUAAUUGUAAAUAGUAUUGCCAACUCCUAUAAAUCUAGAUAACAGUAUUGCUUAUGAAUUAGUUCUGGUAGCUAGUAUAUAUGAUAAUAAUAAUGGAAUGAAAAAUCUAACCAAAACAGUUAAAAUCAAUAGCAUCUACCAGAAAAUAGAAACAUCAGAUUUCUAAUCAAUUUUAUUAUAAAUCAGAAGAGCACUCAAAUUAAGCGACACUAUAGAUGAGUCAGCUCUUCCUUCAUUGUUUAUAGGCAGUCAAGAAUUGUCAACCUUAUAUAGUUAAUUGUAGCCAGAGAAAAAGGCUUAAAUGAAAAGCAUACUAAAAGAUAUUUAUUCUAUUUUAUAAUCAUUUUAAGGUAAAAUGACAAGCAAAGUUUUAGAAGAAUCCCUUUUAUCAUCAAUCGCAGCUAUUGGUAGAACUGGGAUCAAUUAUGAAAUGGAUGGAGCCAAUGUUGUAGAUUUCUAUACAAUAAAGUAAUAGAUUAAAAAAACUGUCAAAUAGUUAAAUAGAUAAAUAAAUGAUUUGGAUUAUUAUUUAAAAUAAAAAUAAAAGUCAGGAGGAUCAACAUCAAAAUUUGAAGAUGCAAUUAAAGCUUUAGAUAAUACCCUUCUUAAUAGUGGUUUUGUAACUGAUACAUUAUUUAAUGCAAUCAAAUCUAAUUCAUUUUAAGGAGCAGAUGUUACAGAUGCAGAUGUUAAUUUACUAAAAGAAUAAAUUCAAUAAAUAAAUAAAUUAGUAGCAGUAGCAACUUUAAAGAGAAGUUUAGCCAAUGAAAAACCUAGACAAUAUGCAGGUUAAUAAAUGGGUAUGUAGGCCUACAAAUCAACACCAGCUUAAAUUGUUUCAGUCUUAGGUAAUAAGAUCACGCCUCUCUUUUUUGGAACAGAAUCUUAGGCAGAUGAGGAUAUAUCAGGAUCUGGAAGCAAUGAUAACUUGAAUUUAGAAGAAGAAGCAGAUGAAAUAAAUUAUGAUGAAUAUCUUUCUAUGUUAAAUGGAACUAAUAGCACUAAUAGUACAAAUAGUACGAAUAGUACAAAUAAUACGAAUAGCACAAAUUCAGGAAAUAAGAGAAGACUUCUAUAAUUUGUUGAAUGGAUUUAAAACAAAAACAAUCUUCAUUAUUUAAGAAAUUUAUAAUAAAUAAAUCCUACAACUGUAAAAUAAUAUGAAGUGAGUAUGUCAAAUUAUGCCACAAGUCCAAAUUUAAAUGAUCCUAAAUUUUAAACUUAACUCAAAGUUAAUCAAACUAAUGAUGUUACCAAUUCAUCAAAUAUAACUCAUGAUUAAUCUAUAAUUAGUAACUUUGGUACUAUUUAACCCAAUAUCACAAUGACAGAGGAUGGCAAUAGUACAGAAAUAAAAAGCCUUGAUGGUCAAAGCAUUAAGUUAUCAUUUUCGGCACCAUAAAAUGAUAGCACCAAUUCAACGAUGGAAUGCUAUUCUGAGGCAAAAGAUACAUGGGAAACUGGUACAUGCAAAAUAAAGAAGGAUGUGGAUUCUAAAGGUAAUAUUGCAUAUGUUUGUGAUUGUGUUGUUGUUAAUCCAACAACAGUCAUAACAAAAUUAGAUAGUUUUAUUUCAAACAAAUUAAAUGCAGUGUUUAAUGCUGACUCUUUGAACAUCUUUUUAUAAAUUUAAUUUUGGAAAUAUGCCAUCUUUUAUAUUGCUAUUGGAUUCACAGGUGCUUAUGUUGCUCUCAUGGUUUUGGGAUUAAGGAAGGAUAAUUAAGAUUUUAUAGAAGAAAUCACCAAAGAAUUGUAAUUUACUGAUUAAAACAUUCCAGAAAACAUUAAAAAAUUGAAGUAACAAAUCAAUGAUCUAAUUAUUGAAGAGUAAAGCAAUGAAAACUCAAUUGAUAUAGAAGAAGAUAAUAAGGGAGUAGUGAAGAAAGAAGAUAUGAAUAAAUUGGCUUUAUUUACUUUAAAAGGAUAAAGUGAUUUGGAAUUCAAAAAAGAUGAAGAAGGUAAUUUGAUUAUUCCUGAAGAGAGAGAUAGCAAUAUCUUAAAUUAGAGAGACAUUCAAAGCUUAUAAGUAGAACGAAAUAAAGCUAAAAUCAAUUUCAAAUAAGUUCAAGAUUAGUUACAAUAACAUUAACUCUAUAAUCCCUCCACAAAUAAGCAAUAAGGAAGAGCAACAGAACUAUCAAAGGUAAUUAAAAAUGUUUAUACAAUUCAUGAUUUAAAAUAUCAACAUGGUUAAGAUAUCAAAUUGAAACCUUUAACAUUAAAAGUUCUUUGGGAAGGAAUACUAGUAAUUAUAUAUAUAUUAACAAUAGACCCUUCAUAGAGUGUUGUCAAUAUUGAUGUUAUAUGAUGAUGUUAUUAGUAGACCUGCUAGAUUUGCUUUGAUUUAUGCUAAAACUAUUUUAGUGUUAGCAUUAUCAGCAUUGUUUUCUGGUAAUAUGGGACCUGUUUAUGGUACUUUGAUAUCAGUUGGAAUUGGUUAAGUCAUCAAUGUGAUUCUAUCCAUCAUUACAGUUACAAUGAAAGCUUCUCCAAUCCUCAAAUUUUUAGGAAUUCUAUUAACCAUUGCAAUCUCUGCUGUUUGCUGGUUCAUUGUAUUGAUGCUUUCUGCUAGCAUGGAAGAAACCUAAGUAUUUGAUAUAAUAUUAUUAUAGGCCAAUAUAUGGGCAGUUUAAUUCGCAUCAACCUAAGUUAUUGAUCUAAUCAUUGUAGAGUUCCUUAUUAUAUCGAUCAAACUUUCCAUAUAUCCUUGGGCCAUCAAAGCAUUACAUGAUCCUGACGCGAAUGCUUCUAAAAUUCUUGCUAAUUUACUGUUUAUUGCAGUUGCUUAACCAUAAAUUUCAAAGUUCUUUGAGGUGGAAGAUAAGAAAGACAAUUUUGAAGCAUGA